AUGGAGCCAGAACCUGAGGAGGCCGGAGCGGCACCGCCGCACUCCCCAUCCAACCCCGAGUCGACCCCCGCACACGCAGAGACCGACAAUCAAAGUACCACAUCCACAGUCUCGCGCCCUAUCUCCGGCGUGGUUCCGCCGUACUGGCGCCGCCACGACCGCAACAUCUCCCAGGCCUCGCAAUCCUCACUCCGAGGCAUCACCCUCGAAGACCACACUGCCGAUCCAGACUCAGAAACAACUCGUGGACUGUGGGCGCGCAGUGUCGCGAUCGAUGACCAUGUCGUUGUGCGAGGAAUGACGGGUGUUGGAUCGUAUGUGGUUUGGAACUGCACCAUCCAAACGCUGGAUAGGCUCGUUACUUCUUUCCCCCAUGCAAGAAGUGCGUUACCUGCGUUGCCACCGAAGAGUGUCCUUUUCAAAUUCCGACCCAAAUUCCUCGAAUCCCGGCGCGUGGGCUUGGAGUACUUCCUCAACUGUAUACUUUUGAAUCCUGAGUUCUCGGGAUCACCUAUCGUGAAAGACUUCCUAUUUGGUCGUAUUUGCUAG
Penicillium brevicompactum is the source of this 549-nucleotide messenger RNA. RefSeq names its product PX domain-containing protein YPT35. The transcript has 4 exons. The record is from RefSeq and is a predicted model, not a curated record. The coding region runs from base 1 to 549 and encodes 182 amino acids. NCBI's taxonomy places the organism in Eukaryota, Fungi, Ascomycota, Eurotiomycetes, Eurotiales, Aspergillaceae. Gene Ontology annotation, molecular function: phosphatidylinositol-3-phosphate binding.